Messenger RNA from Alexandromys fortis (reed vole), 2690 nucleotides. It is a transcript of the gene Ndst4, whose product is annotated as N-deacetylase and N-sulfotransferase 4. The record is from RefSeq and is a predicted model, not a curated record. Bases 72 to 2690 code for a protein of 872 amino acids. NCBI's taxonomy places the organism in Eukaryota, Metazoa, Chordata, Mammalia, Rodentia, Cricetidae. Gene Ontology annotation, cellular component: Golgi apparatus. Gene Ontology annotation, molecular function: heparan sulfate N-sulfotransferase activity; deacetylase activity. The transcript has 13 exons.
CUUACUACUUGUUCUCCAUGGCACCCUAGGGAAAGAAGCCGGAAAAAACUCACAAAGCACUGGUUUUUAAAAUGAAUCUUAUUGUGAGGUUUCGGAGAAGCUUUCGAACACUUAUUGUUCUUUUAGCUACUUUUUGCUUGGUGAGCAUCCUCAUUUCUGCCUACUUCUUAUACUCUGGCUACAAACCGGAAAUGACACUGAUUGAAACUACUGCCGAAGCAGAAUGUGCUGACAUCAAAAUCCUCCCUUAUCGGUCCAUAGAGCUGAAAACCGCCAAGCCUAUUGACACGUCCAAAACCGACCCCACGAUCCUCCUCUUUGUAGAGAGUCAAUAUUCUCAGCUCGGUCAAGAUAUUAUAGCAAUCUUGGAGUCCAGCCGUUUUCAGUACCAGAUGGUCAUUGCUCCAGGCAAGGGAGACAUACCACCUCUUACCGAUAGUGGCAAAGGGAAAUACACGUUGAUUAUUUAUGAAAAUAUUUUGAAAUAUGUCAGCAUGGACUCAUGGAACCGGGAGCUAUUAGAAAAAUACUGUAUAGAAUACAGUGUUAGCAUAAUUGGUUUUCAUAAAGCCAACGAGAACAGCUUACCAACGACGCAACUGAAAGGUUUUCCUUUGAACUUAUUCAAUAAUCUAGCUCUGAAGGACUGCUCUGUGAACCCACAGUCUCCUCUGCUGCACAUUACCAAAGGCUCAAAGGUUGAAAGGGGACCUCUUCCUGGGGAAGACUGGACGAUUUUCCAAUAUAACCAUUCUACCUACCAGCCAGUGCUUUUAACGGAGUUACAGACAGAGAAACCCCUCCCUUUCUUGUCCAGCAAAACACUCUAUGCCACAAUAAUUCAGGAUCUGGGGCUCCAUGAUGGGAUCCAGCGUGUUCUAUUUGGUAACAACUUGAACUUUUGGCUACACAAGCUCAUCUUCAUAGACGCCAUCUCCUUCUUGUCAGGGAAGAGGCUGAGUUUGUCCUUGGACAGGUACAUCCUUGUGGACAUUGAUGACAUAUUUGUGGGGAAGGAGGGAACGAGGAUGAAUGUCAAAGAUGUGAAGGCAUUACUAGAGACUCAAAAUUUACUGCGCACUCAGGUUGCAAAUUUUACCUUCAACCUUGGAUUUUCAGGGAAGUUUUACCACACAGGGACCGAAGAGGAAGACGAAGGGGAUGACCUCCUGCUGGGGUCUGUGGAUGAGUUCUGGUGGUUUCCUCACAUGUGGAGUCACAUGCAGCCCCACCUCUUCCACAACGAGUCCUCUUUAGUGGAGCAGAUGAUUCUCAACAAAGAAUUUGCCCUGGAACAUGGAAUACCAACCAACCUGGGCUACGCAGUGGCCCCGCAUCACUCAGGGGUCUACCCGGUCCAUAUUCAGCUGUAUGCAGCAUGGAAGAAGGUCUGGGGUAUUCAGGUCACCAGCACUGAAGAGUAUCCACAUCUGAAACCUGCAAGAUACCGGAAGGGCUUCAUUCACAAUAGCAUCAUGGUCCUCCCUCGACAGACCUGUGGGCUGUUCACACACACUAUUUUCUACAAGGAGUAUCCAGGAGGACCCCAAGAAUUGGAUAAAAGUAUCAAGGGAGGUGAACUCUUCCUCACAAUCCUUCUAAACCCAAUCAGCAUCUUCAUGACGCAUCUCUCUAACUAUGGGAACGACCGUCUAGGCCUAUACACCUUUGUGAACUUGGCCAACUUUGUGCAUAGCUGGACCAACUUGAAACUGCAGACUUUGCCUCCAGUACAACUGGCCCACAAGUAUUUUGAGCUCUUCCCAGAGCAGAAAGACCCUCUUUGGCAGAACCCAUGCGACGAUAAACGACACAAAGACAUCUGGUCCAGGGAGAAAACUUGUGAUCACUUACCAAAAUUCCUUGUAAUUGGGCCUCAGAAAACAGGAACAACUGCACUUUAUUUAUUUCUUCUUAUGCAUCCUUCCAUCAUCAGCAAUCUCCCUAGCCCAAAAACCUUUGAAGAAGUUCAGUUUUUUAAUGGCAACAACUAUCACAAGGGGAUUGAGUGGUAUAUGGACUUUUUUCCUACACCUUCCAACAUUACCAAUGAUUUUCUAUUUGAAAAGAGUGCUAACUACUUCCACUCAGAAGAGGCUCCCAAGAGAGCUGCAUCUCUUGUUCCCAAAGCCAAGAUCAUUACUAUUCUCAUUGACCCCUCGGACAGGGCAUAUUCUUGGUACCAGCACCAACGAUCCCAUGAAGAUCCAGCUGCCCUGAGGUUCAAUUUCUAUGAAGUCAUCACAACAGGACCUUGGGCCCCCACUGAUUUAAAAACGUUACAGAGGAGGUGUCUGGUACCUGGGUGGUAUGCAGUGCACAUCGAAAGAUGGCUGACCUACUUUGCUACUUCACAGUUGCUAAUUAUUGAUGGACAACAGCUGAGAUCUGACCCAGCGACGGUGAUGGAUGAAGUCCAGAAGUUUCUACGAGUUACACCUCAUUAUAAUUACUCCGAAGCCCUAACGUUUGAUCCCCAAAAGGGCUUUUGGUGUCAGCUCCUGGAAGGAGGAAAGACCAAAUGCCUUGGGAAGAGUAAAGGAAGAAAAUACCCACCCAUGGAUCCAGAGGCCAGAACCUUCCUCUCCAAUUACUACCGGGACCACAACGUGGAGCUCUCGAAACUGCUGCACAGGCUGGGGCAGCCCCUGCCCUCGUGGCUCAGACAGGAGCUGCAGAAAGUGAGAUAG